CUAGGGUAUAAAAUACCAACUAGGGUUUUUGCACGAUACCGGAAUAGGCAGUCAGUCGCCGCAAGAGGAGCUCAGAGUGAAGGAGGAGAAGGAUGUCUCACAGGAAGUUCGAGCACCCCAGGCAUGGAUCCCUUGGAUUUCUCCCGAGGAAGCGUGCUGCUCGCCACAGGGGAAAAGUGAAGGCUUUCCCAAAGGAUGACCCAACCAAGCCUUGCAAGCUUACUGCUUUUCUUGGUUACAAGGCUGGGAUGACCCAUAUUGUUAGGGAGGUUGAAAAACCUGGUUCAAAGCUUCACAAGAAGGAAACAUGUGAGGCUGUGACCAUUAUUGAGACUCCUCCGAUGGUCAUUGUUGGGGUGGUUGGUUAUGUGAAGACACCUCGCGGUCUCCGUUCUCUGAACACUGUAUGGGCUCAGCAUCUGAGCGAGGAGGUGAAAAGGAGAUUCUACAAGAACUGGUGCAAGUCCAAGAAGAAGGCUUUUACAAAAUAUUCCAAGAAGUACGAGACUGAUGAAGGGAAGAAAGAUAUCCAAUCACAGCUUGAGAAAAUGAAAAAAUAUGCAUCUGUUAUACGGGUUUUGGCUCACACCCAGAUAAGGAAAAUGAAGGGACUGAAGCAGAAAAAGGCACACCUGAUGGAGAUUCAGGUCAACGGUGGGACUGUUGCUCAGAAAGUGGAUUACGCUUAUAACUUCUUUGAGAAGCAAGUUCCCGUGGAUGCUGUUUUCCAGAAGGAUGAGAUGAUUGACAUCAUAGGUGUGACAAAGGGUAAAGGUUAUGAAGGUGUUGUCACUCGUUGGGGUGUCACCCGCCUUCCACGUAAGACUCACAGGGGUCUGCGCAAAGUGGCUUGUAUUGGAGCAUGGCAUCCUGCCAGAGUGUCAUUCACUGUUGCCAGAGCUGGUCAGAACGGAUAUCAUCACAGAACUGAAAUGAACAAGAAGAUCUACAAGCUUGGAAAGUCUGGACAGGAGUCCCACUCUGCCAUCACUGAGUUUGACAGAACUGAGAAAGAUAUAACUCCUAUGGGUGGCUUUCCUCACUAUGGUGUGGUAAAGGAUGACUAUUUGAUGAUCAAAGGAUGCUGCGUCGGCCCGAAAAAGAGGGUUGUCACGCUUCGUGGAACUCUGGUUGGACAGACCUCUCGAGUGGCCCUCGAGGAUAUUAAGAUUAAGUUCAUCGACACAUCCUCAAAGUUCGGACAUGGACGUUUCCAGAAUGAAGAAGAGAAACAGAAGUUCUAUGGACGCAUGAAGGCGUAAACAACACAAAUCUUCUGCGGGACUACUGCAAGUUACCCUUUUUAUGUUUGUUUUAUUUAUCGGAAGUGCUGAGGACUUAAACAGCUUAAACCGGAAGUUUUGUUUUGUCAAGAGAUCUUUGGGCACAUUAUUUGGUUUUGUUUUAAUUUUAAUUUUGGAUUUUGUUAGUCCAGUUCUGUGUUUUCAGGUUUUUGGUGUGAUUUGCCAGUAUGUUAUUCAUGCUACUCGUAGUUUGUCUCCAAA
Messenger RNA from Rhododendron vialii, 1505 nucleotides. Its product is annotated as large ribosomal subunit protein uL3. Gene Ontology annotation, cellular component: cytosolic large ribosomal subunit; ribosome. The record is from RefSeq and is a predicted model, not a curated record. The transcript is spliced from 6 exons. Lineage: Eukaryota; Viridiplantae; Streptophyta; Magnoliopsida; Ericales; Ericaceae. Bases 93 to 1262 code for a protein of 389 amino acids. Gene Ontology annotation, molecular function: RNA binding; structural constituent of ribosome. Gene Ontology annotation, biological process: ribosomal large subunit assembly; translation.